Messenger RNA from Pyrenophora tritici-repentis Pt-1C-BFP, 1602 nucleotides. RefSeq names its product TolA, Membrane protein involved in colicin uptake. Lineage: Eukaryota; Fungi; Ascomycota; Dothideomycetes; Pleosporales; Pleosporaceae. The record is from RefSeq and is a predicted model, not a curated record.
AUGUCCACCAAUAGCCCUAGGGUUACCGGGGUCCACGAUAAUGGCUUGCCUGGAAUGCGUGUUGCAGACUCCAGAAACAAACUGGGUGAUGGAAUACAAGACACGCAACAUAGAGAUACGAGCGAAACAUCUGAUCGAUGCGAGCACGGGGGCGAAUAUUCCGACGAGGAAAGCGAUGGUAGCGAUAUGAGCGAGACAGGGGGAGAUGUUGGGUCCGAUACUAUGGAUCGCAGUGAGAAGGGGAGUUUCUACGAGAGCAAUCACAGAACUGAGGACUUCCACAGUGAGAGGGGGUCAUUUUACGACAGCGACCGCGGAACUGAGGACGCCCGUAGUGAGACGGGCGUUACUUAUGACAGCGACCACCGAACCGAGGACGUCCACAGCGAAUACGGCAGCGAAUAUAGUAGCAGUGCUGAGAGCAUGGUAGAUGCAGAGAGUGUUCAUCUCCAAGAACAACAGCACCAGCCCUCCGGCAUAACCUAUAACCAAAAAGUUUUAUAUGCGCCCAACAAAGUCGCAGAAGCUGCACCGGCAAAUCAGACACCAAAUCUUGUCAUAAAAAUCCACCAAGACCGCUAUAUAGAUCAACAAGCAUCCGCGUCCCGAAGCCAAAGUCACACGCAAAAAGAUAUUUUCGACCAGGACCAACGAAUUGAGGCUGAUGAUGUACGUCAUGAGCAAGAGCUCCAGGCUCAGCCAACCAACGAUUGCUACCCACAGCAAAAUGGUCAACGGGAGCUUGAGCAAGCCUUUUCACGGCAGCCCCCGGAAGGGCGAGAUGUGAGAUUGCAGAAUAUACAGGCCGCACAAGGAUUUCCAAGGGCAGCAGUACCUUCUUCUGAGCCUGAUACUGCAACCGACUUGGAUUUCCCCGAGUCCAACUUUGACGAUAAAUCUGAGUACUCGGCUGACUAUCACAACGGGGAGAGUGAAACUAGAGCAUACGAGGCGGAGAAUCAUCGGCCAGAGAUAGCGAUGCGCCGGCCGGAGCUAACAUCAAAUAUGCGCGAAUCAGAAGAGCAGCGCUUUCCCCUGAUGAACGUAGAUACGAAUACAAUAACGACGGAGCAAAGAAACCCCCAAGUAUGGCAAGAAGUGCAAAGUCCAACGGCAUCACUUGAGAACCUAGAAAUCAACACUGAAUUUGCGCAGCGACGGCGAUUUCUCAGCCAUUUGAAAGAGAAGCAGAGACAAGAAGAAAUAGCGGCAGAGGAAGAAGCUCUCCAGCUAUAUGCACAACAUAGAGAGACACGACAAGAUCUCAUGUGGCUAGAUUUCGAAGAGGGAAAACAGCAACGGGCUGCGAAUGCGCGACGGCGAGUAUUUGAGACCGCGCAAGCAAGGGAAGAAUAUCAGGAAGAAGAGGUCGAUGAGCAAGUACCGUGCACACUUCAGACAGCUCAAGCUGCCUAUGAAAAGGGAAUUCAUGCGGCGCAGGAGCAAUCUAAACUCCAGGCUCUAGAAGCGCGCAAGGCUAAGGAAGAAGAACAGCAGAGUAUCGCCGAUGAAGAGGCACGAAGAAACGUCGACAUAGCAGCUAGGAGGGCUGAAGAGGCGUGGCAAAUUCAGGAAGAAGAUCGACAGGAAGCCGAGCGAUAA